This is a messenger RNA of Sorghum bicolor (sorghum), 2398 nucleotides long. Its product is annotated as putative cysteine-rich receptor-like protein kinase 20. The record is from RefSeq and is a predicted model, not a curated record. Gene Ontology annotation, biological process: protein phosphorylation. The coding region runs from base 1 to 2142 and encodes 713 amino acids. The transcript is spliced from 6 exons. Lineage: Eukaryota; Viridiplantae; Streptophyta; Magnoliopsida; Poales; Poaceae. Gene Ontology annotation, molecular function: protein kinase activity; ATP binding.
AUGGCCGUCCUAUCCACCUGCUUCCUCUUCCUCCUCCUCCACCUACUCACCGCGCCGCCGUCGCACAGCGCCGCCGCGCCCGAGUACGCGGAGUACACGUGCAAUGGCACCACGGGCAACUUCACCUCCGGCAGCGCGUUCGCCGCCAACCUGGACCGCCUCAUCGCCGAGCUUCCCGGCAACGCCUCCGCCUCCCCGUCGCUCUUCGCGUCAGCCUCCAUCGGGCCCGCCCCGGACACCGCGUACGGCCUCGCGCUGUGCCGCGGUGACAUGACGGACGCGCGCGCGUGCUCGUCCUGCCUCGCCGACGCCUUCGCCCAGCUGCGCCGCCUCUGCGGCGGCGGUGACCGCGACGCCACGUUCUACGCGGACCUGUGCACGGCGCGGUACUCCGGCGGCGACUUCAUGUUCCUGUCGCUCACCGCCGACGUCGUCGACAACUCCCCCGUGGUGAACGGCAUGGACGCGAACGCGUCGACGUACCCUGGGUGGGACGCGGGCAACGCCACGAGCCGGAGCUUCUUCCUGUCGCUGGUGGGCACGCCGUUCGACGAGAUAUCCAUGUACGGGGCCUACAACUCCUCCUCCACGCGCCGCCUCGCCACCGCCGUCAUGUUCAUCAACGCGGCGCUGCCCACCGUGUACGGCCUCGCGCAGUGCACCCCGGACCUCGCGCCCGCGCAGUGCUGGCACUGCUUCCAGGGCCUCGGCGAGCUCAACGACCAGUGGUACGACGGGCGCGAGGGCGGCCGCAUCUCCGGCGUCCGGUGUAGUUUUCGGUAUGAAGGGUACCAGUUCUACCAGGGCACGCCGGACGUCAGGAUCGGUCUGCACGGCGGCGGCCCGUCGUCAUCGUCGGACGAUGAUAGUGGAACCAAUGCAAGCAACCACAAGAAGGUCUUGUUGGUCAUCGCUCUCGUCGUACCAAUCGCUGUUGUCUGUGGGUUGCUGGUUGCCGGCCUUCUCCUCAUCAGAGCACAAAGAAAACGAGCCGCCGGAAAGAGGAGGCUGCCGAUGAAGACCAGGGUGCAGACACGUUCGAGAAACAGCUCCAAGACGGAGGAGGCGCUGAAGCUAUGGCGAAUCGAGGAGAGCAGCUCCGGGUUCACGCUGUAUGACUUCGCCGAGCUGGCCGCCGCCACGGGCGACUUCUCCGACGAGAACCUGCUCGGCAAAGGCGGCUUCGGCCCCGGGAAGCUGCCGGACGGCACGGAGAUCGCGGUGAAGCGGCUGGCGGCGCAUUCCGGGCAGGGGCUGCUGGAGUUCAAGAACGAGACCCAGCUGAUCGCCAAGCUUCAGCACACCAACCUGGUGCGCCUCGUCGGCUGCUGCGUCAAGGAGGAAGAGAAGCUGCUCGCGUACGAGUACAUGCCCAACCGCAGCCUCGACUGCUUCAUCUUCGACCAGCAGCGGGGGCCAUUGCUGAACUGGGAGAAGCGGCGCCGCAUCAUCGACGGCAUCGCGCAGGGGUUGCUCUACCUGCACAAGCACUCCCGGGUACGCAUCAUUCACCGGGACUUGAAGGCCAGCAACAUCCUGCUGGACAAGGACCUGAACCCCAAGAUCUCCGACUUUGGCAUGGCCAGGAUCUUCGGUUCUAACAUGACGGAAGCCAACACCAACAGAGUCGUCGGAACAUAUGGCUACAUGGCUCCCGAGUACGCUUCCGAGGGCAUCUUCUCGGUGAAAUCGGACGUGUACAGCUUCGGCGUGCUGCUGCUGGAGAUCGUCAGCGGCAAGAGGAACAGCAGCCACCGCCACCACUACGGCGACUUCGUCAACCUGCUCGGAUACGCCUGGCAGCUAUGGAGGGAAGGGCGAUCGUUCGAGCUGAUCGACCCGACGCUGGGCGAGUGCAGCGAGGUGGCGGCCAUCGUGCGCUGCGUCAAGGUGGCGCUGCUGUGCGUGCAGGACAGCGCCACGGACCGGCCCACCAUGGCCGACGUGACGGCGAUGCUGGUCAGCAGGGAUGCGGCGGCGGCGGCGGCGGCGUCGCUGCCGGACCCGAGACGGCCGCCGCACUUCUCGCUCAGGGUCAGCAGCAGCGACGACGGGUCGUCGGAGGUGCAGACGCGGUCGCAAGGCACCGCGUCGUGCAGCACCAACGACCUCACCAUCACCACCAUCCAAGAGGGCAGGUGAUCCAUGACCGGCGUAUCAACCACGUCGAUCGUGAUCCUGCUGGGUGCUGCUGGGACAUGAGAACUGUGAUCAUGUUGCGUUCAAUUUUUCUAUAUGGGCCUGAUCGAUCGGCCUUCGCGAAUCGCGAAUGACGAGUUAGUCGUAGAUGAUGAUAGGCGGCUGGGGCAAAGUAAAAUUUGCACUUGCCUCUCUGAUGUGAGAACGCGUGACAGGUUGACAGCAUGUCCGUGGAAUUUGAUGCAUAUACAUACACAGG